UAUUUUCAAACCACUUCCUCUGUUUAUCGCGGGAAAUACAGUUGCAAGUUCUUUCAGAUGUGCGCUAGCUUAUUUUUUAGACGAAAUGGACCCUUCGGAGGUGGAAUUCCUAGCUGAGAAAGAGAUGGUGACAAUAAUUCCCAAUUUCAGCCUAGAUAAAGUCUAUCUGAUCGGGGGUGAAUUGGGCCCUUUUAACCCUGGAUUGCCUGUGGAUGUGCCUCUCUGGCUGGCUAUAAACUUAAAGCAAAGACAGAAAUGUAGAAUUGUUCCUCCUGAAUGGAUGGAUGUAGAAAAACUGGAAGUGAUCAGAGAACAAGAGAGAAAAGAAGACACAUUUACUCCUAUCCCCAGUCCAUAUUAUAUGGAGCUCACAAAGUUGCUGCUCAAUCAUGCUUCUGAUAAUAUUCCAAAAGCUGAUGAAAUCCGAACACUAGUAAAAGACACUUGGGACACUCGUAUCGCAAAACUCCGUCUGUCAGCGGACAGCUUUGUCAGUCAGCAAGAAGUGCAUGCCAAGCUGGACAACCUGACGCUGAUGGAGAUUAACACAAUUGGGACUUUCUUUACAGACUCACUGAAUAACUUGUUUAAAAUUCGUGCAAACUUGCAGCCUAGAGGAGAGAGCACCAUGUCCCAAGAAUACUAGAGACAUUUCUUCCACAUUGAUUGGCUUGUUGCAUCCCGGACACUUCAGUGCCAAAGAAAAUAAAGUCAUGUUUCUUAUUAACUGGCUAAAAGAGGAACUAGACUUUGCUGACUUGAUCAGGAUAAGUAAACAAUACUGAUUUGGGUUUGCAUUAACAUAAGAUAACCACAAAAGUUAAAUUUAAGAAGUUAACCUUUUUAAACUUUUAACCUUCAUUUCAAAAGGUGGAAACCAUUUGCAGCUACUGGUUUCGGAGCUGUCUGUUUUGAUUUGGUUUCCAGUAGAUCCCUGCCAUUUUAUGUGAAAAAAGGAAACAUACUGAUUUUUUUUGUAUUUACCAUAUAUUUUUUCUAUACAUAUGCAAAUUAAAAAAUAAUCUUAAUGCUUUCUAAUUUGGCAGAUUAUUGAUUCCUUUUAAUCUUGACUAAUUUAGGAAUGCAUUGAUUACAUACAGCCUUUUUUAGAAUAAAUAUUUCAAUAUAACACCUUUUGACUGGGUGCAGGAAUGACUGCUCACUGAAAGGAUAAAAGUUGGAACAGCAACUGGGUCAUCCUGUUUGAUUGAACAAAGUCCCAACGAAAAGCAUUUCUCUUGGAGUUUGUACGAGUAGUCCAUGGAUUAAAUAAUACCAAAAGCUUUCGGCUCCUAGCCACA
Polypterus senegalus (gray bichir) is the source of this 1301-nucleotide messenger RNA. RefSeq names its product GINS complex subunit 2 (gene gins2). The coding region runs from base 86 to 646 and encodes 186 amino acids. NCBI's taxonomy places the organism in Eukaryota, Metazoa, Chordata, Cladistia, Polypteriformes, Polypteridae. Gene Ontology annotation, cellular component: nucleus; GINS complex. The transcript has 5 exons. The record is from RefSeq and is a predicted model, not a curated record. Gene Ontology annotation, biological process: DNA replication; double-strand break repair via break-induced replication.